UGGUUGCUGUAAACACACGCCCCUGGGGGCGCGGGGCGGCUCAGAAGCGCCUCCUCCAAGGUGUCCUCCGCCGCGCACAGCCCUCACGCCCUUGUCCUGGUUCCCACCUGCGCCAGGUGGCACGCAGAGCUGCGACCAUGGUUCACCAGGCGCUUUUUCGGGCACUGGUGUCCACCAAGUGGCUGGCGGAGUCGGUUCGCAAUGGCAAGGUGGGGCCCAGCCUGCGGGUGCUGGAUGCGUCCUGGUACUCGCCGGGAACGCGGGAGGCCCGCAAAGAGUACCUGGAGCGCCACGUGCCCGGCGCCUCCUUCUUCGACAUAGAGGAGUGCCGCGACAACUCGUCCCCCUACGAGAUGAUGCUGCCCAGCGAGGCCGGCUUUGCAGCCUACGUGGGCCGCCUGGGCAUCAGCAACAGCACGCACGUGGUGGUGUAUGACGGGGACAAGCUGGGCAGCUUCUACGCGCCGCGGGUCUGGUGGAUGUUCCGGGUGUUCGGCCACCCCACCGUGUCCGUGCUCAACGGGGGCUUCCUCAACUGGCUGAAGGAGGGCCACCCCGUGACAUCUGAGCCCACCCGGCCGGAGCCGGCUGUCUUCAAAGCCUCCCUGGACCGCUCCCUGGUGAGGACCUACGAGCAGGUGCUGGAGAACCUCAAAUCUAAGAAGUACCAGCUGGUGGAUUCAAGGCCCCAAGGGCGGUACCUGGGCACCGAAGCCGAACCAGAUGUAGUCGGACUGGAGUCCGGCCACAUCCGAGGCGCCCUCAACAUGCCGUUCACGGAGCUCAUGACAAAGGACGGCUUCGAGAAGAGUCCCGAGGAGCUCCGGGCCAUGUUCCAGGCUAAGAAGGUGGACCUGGCCAAGCCCAUCAUCGCCACGUGCCGGAAGGGCGUCACCGCCUGCCACUUGGCCCUGUCCGCCUACCUGUGCGGCAAGCCCGACGUGGCCGUCUACGACGGCUCCUGGUUCGAGUGGUUCCACCGGGCCCCCCGGGAGACCUUGGUGUCCCAGGGGAAGGCCUGAACCCUGGGCCUCUCCUCCGCGCCCUGAGCCCUCCGGUGCCAUGGCUCCAGCACUCCCUGCAGCUGGUUCUUAGCUCUUCAGCAAGGAGAACCACACAGUUUCAGCGCUGCCGCCCCCAGCUGCCCCCUUCCCCAGCACCACCGGAAUAAAAGUAGCUGUA
Molecule: messenger RNA, 1182 nt
Organism: Talpa occidentalis (Iberian mole)
Lineage: Eukaryota; Metazoa; Chordata; Mammalia; Eulipotyphla; Talpidae
Gene: TST
Product: thiosulfate sulfurtransferase
Exons: 2
Coding region: 138-1022 (294 amino acids)
Biological process (GO): transsulfuration
Cellular component (GO): mitochondrion
Molecular function (GO): thiosulfate-cyanide sulfurtransferase activity
Source: RefSeq, a predicted model, not a curated record